Molecule: messenger RNA, 432 nt
Organism: Penicillium antarcticum
Lineage: Eukaryota; Fungi; Ascomycota; Eurotiomycetes; Eurotiales; Aspergillaceae
Exons: 2
Coding region: 1-432 (143 amino acids)
Source: RefSeq, a predicted model, not a curated record
AUGACUCACCAUAAACUCCCUACUGCGGCCGAAUCCAUUCGCAAAUCUAUAAAGGAACUGAUACCUGAAACUGCUACGUCCCCGAGUCACUUAGUGGAAGACCAAGGGUCGAUCUCACACGAAACAAAAAAUGGAAAUAAGACAUACCGGGGCGAAUUGCUCGCAGAAAAAGUCUCUCUUCUCACGGAACAACUUCGUAUUGCGGGAAAUCUACAAAUCGGCCGUGACUGGCGCUGGCAUUUGGUCCAUUUCUCGGAAGACACCAAACUCGAGAACGCUCGGAAGUCAGGCUACUUGGUCAUUUUAUCUAAUAAUAUCACUCUAACGCCCGGAGGAAUAUUGGAAGAGAGGUUCUACACCUAUAUUACCAAUGAGCCAGUGCUCAGUGCAGGUGCAACUGUCAUUUUCAUUGUUCCUCCGCCUCUUGGUUAA